AUGUGUGUACUGACUAAGUUCUCUGUCCUCUGCUUCCUGCAAGAACGCAAUUUGUGCAUAUUUAGAAGCGGGCAAGAAGCAGUCACGACGUCAACUACAACUAGCAAAAAUACAGAGAAUUGCUUGAACGUACUUGCCCCCCCUGGAAGAUCAGAGAAAGUGCCUCUGGGAACGGGAAAGUCGUCAUUCAUAUUCUUAGUAGAACACGCGGGUAUCAAAGCAGAAAUAGGCGGUGAAGGAAAAUUUGCGGCCAAGCUGGUUCCCAGAUACAGUAAACGUGACGGUGGAAGCUUAAGUGUCAAAGAACAACAAAAUACAAAAGCUUUUGUACAGCAGGAAGCUAAUCACUUGAUGAAACUCAGCCGUGAGAAUCCACAUAUUAACAGGGAGACGUCUUUAACUACUUUCGGGCAUAUAAUGCAAAACAUGGCAAAUAUCCUGAUGAACACACAAUCGUGCCUGGUGCUCGCUCAUAUUCAUCCGAAAUACAUACAUCGGGACGUGAAUCUAGCUAAGAAAGGGUCAAACGGAAAGGCAAGUGGUGUUCGUGGAUCAGACGGAUAUUAUGCUCCAGAACUGUUGCUUCAUCCUGAGGAUCCGUUCACAGACAAAGUAGACAUGUGGUCUAUAGGAGUUACUACAUAUACUUUCCUAGCAGGGUGUGACUUUCUUGCCAAUGUCAAGUAUUUCCUCAAUAAGGACAGACCCAAACACAAGGGAAUGGAACGCUACAACUUUGAUGCUUUCAAUGAGACACAAUUAGCAAGUAUAAUUGGCAGAGAUAAAUAUUGGAUUUAUACUCUUUUGCAUUCUGAAGAUUCUGACUGGUUGAAAGGGAUAUCUUCUGAUGGGCUAGACUUUAUGUACCAAUGCCUAAAACCAGAUCCAAAAGAAAGAAUGUCUGCAAUAGAUGCACUUAAACAUCCUUUCAAAGUGCUAGUAGUAAUACAGAAUCUAGCCAAGAUGAAACUAAGAAAGGUAAAGGAAAACAGAAAGCUUCUGGAAAGUCAAGUUCAGGCAAACAUAGAGCUUCAAGCAGUAGUACAAAGGGUACAGCUUAUGGAAGUCAAAAACUGA
This is a messenger RNA of Fomitiporia mediterranea MF3/22, 1077 nucleotides long. RefSeq names its product kinase-like protein. Gene Ontology annotation, cellular component: nucleus; cytoplasm. Bases 1 to 1077 code for a protein of 358 amino acids. Lineage: Eukaryota; Fungi; Basidiomycota; Agaricomycetes; Hymenochaetales; Hymenochaetaceae. The transcript has 11 exons. Gene Ontology annotation, molecular function: ATP binding; protein serine/threonine kinase activity. Gene Ontology annotation, biological process: protein phosphorylation; mitotic DNA damage checkpoint signaling. The record is from RefSeq and is a predicted model, not a curated record.